Molecule: messenger RNA, 1347 nt
Organism: Manihot esculenta (cassava)
Lineage: Eukaryota; Viridiplantae; Streptophyta; Magnoliopsida; Malpighiales; Euphorbiaceae
Product: myb-related protein 306
Exons: 3
Coding region: 143-1123 (326 amino acids)
Biological process (GO): response to auxin
Source: RefSeq, a predicted model, not a curated record
UACACACCUCCUUUCUCUCUCUAUAUAUACACAUCCCAAAUCCUCUCUUUGGACGCUUGUCUCUCAAUUUCUAAGGUGGAAGAAACAGAUAGAGAUCACUAGCUACUCACAACACCCUUGUUCUUUUAAUUGUUUAGGAUAUAUGGGGAGACCACCUUGCUGUGACAAAGUAGGAGUCAAGAAAGGGCCAUGGACGCCUGAGGAAGAUAUCAUCUUGGUCUCUUACAUACAAGAACAUGGACCUGGGAAUUGGAGAUCCGUUCCUACUAAUACAGGUUUGCUUAGAUGCAGUAAGAGUUGCCGGCUUAGAUGGACUAAUUAUCUCCGGCCCGGUAUUAAGCGUGGCAACUUCACUGAGCAUGAAGAGAAGAUGAUUAUCCAUCUGCAAGCUCUUCUGGGAAAUAGAUGGGCAGCCAUGGCAUCCUAUCUUCCUCAGAGAACAGAUAAUGAUAUAAAAAAUUAUUGGAAUACCCAUUUGAAAAAGAAGCUGAAAAAGCUCCAGGACGGGAAAAAUGAUGAUGGUUUCUCCUCAGCCUCACAGCAGUGUAAGGGUCAGUGGGAGAGAAGGCUCCAAACAGAUAUUCGUCUGGCUAAAAAAGCCCUGUAUGAGGCCUUGUCCCUGGACAAAUCAAGCUCUUUAACUGACACAAAGCCCUCUACGACUAACGUCUCUCACCCUUCCACAAGACCACAUCAAGUAGAAGGAUCUGCCUAUGCAUCAAGCGCAGAAAACAUUGCAAGAUUGCUGGAGAACUGGAUGAAAAAAUCACCAAAACCAGCUCAAACAAACUCAGAUACUACUCAAACUUCCUUCAACAACGCAGUAGCGACCAAUUCCAGUUCUAGUGAAGGAGCACAUAGUGAAACCGCACUCGACCAUCAUGGAUUUGACUCACUCUUCAGCUUCAACUCUUCCAACUCACCUGAUGCGUCUCAAUCGGUGGAUGAGAAUGCAAAUUUGACACCAGAAACCAGCUUGUUCCAAGACGAAAGCAAGCCAAACAUGGAGAAUCAAGUUCCUUUCUCAUUGCUGGAGAAAUGGCUCUUUGAUGAAGGUGGUGCUCAGGGUCCAGAAGACCUAAUUAACAUGUGCUUAGAAGAUAACACAGUUGGGGAUUUUUGAACAAAAAGACCUACCCUUCUCAUGUCAUUAAUGUGUUAGGGCUUCUUUUUGUUUUUGUGAGUCUAGGGCUUCUGCUAGUAAACCUUGUUAAUUAAAAGCAUAAUUAACUAUGCAGAAACUAAGUACAAGAAGUGUAAAUUAAAAGCUACAACUAUAAAUAUGAAUAUGCUAUGUACUGAACUGGACAAUAUUACUAUCAAAUGUCAUCUUUAUUACUACGUUAA